AUGGAUGAGAAAGCAGAAAUUGUGUCUGGUCCAAUUAACGCAGUUUCAUCCGCGGUAUUACCGUCAUCUGCUGUGGGCAGAGAGGGAAAGCUUGAAGGCCAGACGCCAAGCGGGGUCAGCAGCGACAGAGUCAAGAUAUGGCAGCUGGUUUUUCGUGUUUCAAUCAUUACUUCUGAGGUUUACUCGCAUCAAUAUUCUGGUAGUGGGACAGAAGACGAGCCUUACGUGGUGGACUUUCUGCCCGGCGAUCCUCUCAACCCACACAAUUGGGAAACAUGGCGGAGAUGGAUGUUCCUGUCCAUCGUAGCCGUCUCGACACUGGCGGUGUCCUUCUGCACCUCGGCAUACCUAAGUGCAUUGCCUCAACUUCGUGAACACUUUCAAGUCUCUGAUUUGGUGAUCACACUCGGCUUGUCGCUGUUCAUCUUGGGCUUUGCGCUUGGUCCCCUAGCCUGGGGUCCGCUGAGUGAGGAAUAUGGCCGGCAACCACUGUAUUUCUUGACCUGUGCUGUCUUGACGGUCAUGAAUAUCGGUGUGGCGUCGGCAAACUCAAUGCCGACGUUGAUCGUCCUGCGAUUCUUCGCUGGUGCUUUCGGCGCCUCGCCAUUAGCUAAUUCCGGAGGGGUCAUCGCUGAUAUGUUCGUCUCGGAGCAACGAGGUGUGGGAAUUGCGGCGUGGUCCGCGUGUGCGUUCAUUGGCCCCGCUGUUGGACCCAUCGUAGCGAAUUUCGUGGCUGUUGCCGCUGGUUGGCGGUGGGUUAUGUGGACGAUGACGCUCUUCGCCGGGACGUUUUGGAUUGUCGGCGCUCUUGUCAUUCCUGAAACCUAUGCUCCGGUGAUACUCCGCAGACGGAGUCAAAAAUUAACCAAACUGACCGGCAAGUUGCACAUUUCGAUAUAUGAGAGCAAAUCUGAACACAGAGCGACGACAACGGAGAAGAUCCGCAAAGUUCUCUUUAGGCCUUGGAAACUCUUGAUAUAUGAGCCAAUUGUACUGCUCAUAUCGGUCUACAUGGCCAUAUUAUACGCAACCUUAUUCAUGAUGUUGGGCGCUUUUCCGAUUGUUUUUGCGGAGACUCGACACUGGGCUCAAGGUGUAAGCGGUCUGCCGUUUAUUGGUAUCUGUGUUGGAAUGAUUAGCGGUGCGCUUCAUACAAUUUACGACAAUAAACGCUAUCUCAGAGACAUCGAGAAGCCCGAAAACUUGACCCCUGAGGCGAGGCUGCCACCGGCAUUGCUUGGUGCGGUCAUCACACCGAUUGGGAUGUUUCUAUUCGCCUGGACCAACUUUCCCAGCAUCCAUUGGAUAGUAUGCAUUAUUGGCAUUGUCAUCUACUGCCACGGGUCGGUGCUCGUGUUUCUGUCGGGAAUGAACUACCUCCUCGAUUCUUACACCAUAUAUGCGGCAUCUUGUUUAGCAGCAAAUGCUCUCUUGCGAGCCAUUCUUGCAGCAGCAUUGUAA
Molecule: messenger RNA, 1461 nt
Organism: Exophiala bonariae
Lineage: Eukaryota; Fungi; Ascomycota; Eurotiomycetes; Chaetothyriales; Herpotrichiellaceae
Exons: 3
Coding region: 1-1461 (486 amino acids)
Biological process (GO): transmembrane transport
Cellular component (GO): plasma membrane
Molecular function (GO): transmembrane transporter activity
Source: RefSeq, a predicted model, not a curated record